Molecule: messenger RNA, 2682 nt
Organism: Manihot esculenta (cassava)
Lineage: Eukaryota; Viridiplantae; Streptophyta; Magnoliopsida; Malpighiales; Euphorbiaceae
Product: receptor-like protein kinase FERONIA
Exons: 1
Coding region: 244-2682 (812 amino acids)
Biological process (GO): protein autophosphorylation
Cellular component (GO): plasma membrane; plasmodesma
Molecular function (GO): transmembrane receptor protein tyrosine kinase activity; ATP binding
Source: RefSeq, a predicted model, not a curated record
UCACAGCACAGCUUCUUGGAUGGUUAGAAACUGAGUUUUCAAAGGAGAAAAUACACGUUGACGAAGUCAUCAGUCAUCUGAAACAAGUGAGUCAUCGCCAAAGUCAUCAAAGAAGAAUCAGCCUGUAGAAGACGUUCUGAAAUUUCUUGUCUCAACUAAGCAGCAAAGUCUUUGUUCAUCAAGUACUUGCUUACACCACGUUGUUUCAUUUUACUUAAACUUGCUAAAGAGUUAAAACACAUCAUGCCUCUUGUUUUCUUGUUCAUUUUCUGUUGCAUAGUACCUCUCUCUGCUGAUGAGCUACCUCUUUAUAUCCCUUCAGAUAACUUUGCAUUUGAUUGUUCUCCAUCAUACCCAUCUUCUGAUUUCAAAUCAACUUUUGCCAGUGAAAAAAGUUUCAGUUUUUCAUCAGUGUCAAGAACAUAUGCCUUAGAUCCGCACUACCGUGAUGGAGAACCAAAAAUUUCUGCUUGCGUUUUCAGAAAACAGAACACUUACCCAUUUUCUGUCUCCACUGGCCCCAAGUUUGUUCGCCUUUACUUUAAACCAAUGGCGUAUCCAGGACUGAUGUUGUCAAAGGCAUUGUUCUCUGUGAGCAUUGAUCGGUACAGAGUUCUAACCACUUCUGAAGGGUCGUAUUCCAAGCUCCCCUCAGAUGUUAGUUAUUUUGUAAGAGAACUCUGUAUCAACGUAGACAGCCAAAUCUUAAAUGUGACUUUCACUCCAUCUUCCAAGAUUUCAGGUUCCUAUGCUUUCUUCAACAAGAUUGAAAUCGUCUCCAUGCCUUCAAAUCUUUACAUCCGAGAAGAUGCUCCACUCCCUCUCAUUGGGCAGCCUUCUAGUUAUGUUAUGGAUAACUCCACAGCCCUUGAGUUGAUGUACCGGAUUAACAUAGGAGGGGAGUUGAUCCCUCAGCCAGAAGAUACUGGCAUGUUUCGCCUGUGGACAAGUGAUGCAGAUUAUUUUGUAAGUGAUGAAGCUGAGACGAGCAUUAUUCAAUCAGAUGUUGAAAUAAAGUCAAGCUCAUUGGGACCUGCAUUUGCUGCUCCAGUCCAAGUUUACGCAUCUGCUCGGACAGUUCAGGGUGGGUCUGCAAGCAACUAUAGCUCUAGAUGGUCGUUUCCUGUUGAUUUUGGCUUCUAUUACCUUGUCAGGCUUCAUUUCUGUGAGAUUUCAAGGAGGAUUCAGAGCGAAGGACAAAGAGUGUUUCGUGUUUAUAUCAGUAAUCAAAGUGCUGAAGAACAUGCUGAUAUUUUUCAUUGGAGCCAUGGAGCUGGAAUUCCCAUUUUCAGAGACUAUAUCGUCAACUUUUCUAGACCAGGAGACGGUAUAAAGUAUCUAUCAAUAGCAACAGCAAGUGACUAUGGAUCAUAUGAAGGAGAGGGUCCGAUAUUAAAUGGGUUGGAAAUCUUCAAGUUGUCUGACCAUUUUAACAAUCUAGCAGGAAACUAUCCAUUUGGGGUAAGAAAUUCGCAUCUGAAUGUUUCAGAUUCCAAAGAUCAUUCUUCAGAUGACCGUGUUUUUACAGGUGUAGCCUAUGUUCUUGGAUGGAGUGUUCUGGUGAUGAACAUUCUAUUCUGUUUUUCUUUAGUAGUUUCAAAUUUUAAGGGGCAUAGAGAAAAACUUAAGCAAGGACAAUCAUCGAACAAUUGUCGGAUCUUCUCAGUUGCUGAGAUAAAGUCAGCAACCAACAAUUUUGCAGACACUCUACUCAUUGGCACUGGAGGUUUUGGGAUGGUCUACAAAGGGACCAUCGAUGGUGGCACCAUAAAUGUUGCUAUAAAACGUGCCAAUCCAAGUUCACACCAAGGUUUCAAAGAGUUCCAAACUGAAAUAUCAAUGCUUUCAGAGUUAAGGCACUCCCACCUAGUAUCUCUGAUUGGGUAUUCAAUGGAGGACAAGGAAAUGAUUCUUGUUUAUGAUUACAUGGCUCGAGGGACACUACGCGAUCACCUCUACAAGAGCCAGAAGCCUCCACUUCCAUGGAAGCAAAGGCUCAAGAUUUGCAUUGGAGCAGCACGAGGACUACACUACCUGCACACAGGUGCAAAGGGGGUUAUCAUCCAUCGAGACAUCAAGAGCACCAACAUAUUGUUAGAUGAUAAAUGGGUCGCCAAGGUUUCAGAUUUCGGGUUAUCAAAAGCAGGCUCGAGCUCAUUGACACAGUCUAAGACUAAGACCCAUGUUUCAACAAUGGUGAAGGGUACCUUUGGUUACCUAGAUCCUGAAUAUUAUCGACGACAAAAGCUGACAGAAAAAUCAGAUGUCUAUUCAUUUGGAGUUGUACUGUUUGAGAUUCUAUGUGCUAGGCCUGCCGUGCUGCCGAUGGGAGAAAUAGAAGAGGAAGAAGAGUAUGAGAAAGCAAGUUUGGCAGAAUGGGCAUUGCAUUGCUGUCAAAUGGGAACCAUUGAACGGGAGAUUGAUCCAUAUCUGGAGGGAAAGAUUGAUCCUGAAUGCUUCAGGAUUUUCACUGAUAUAGCAAAGAAAUGUUUGGCAGAAAAGGGAAUUGAAAGGCCAUCCAUGGGAGAUGUGUUGUGCAAUUUGGAGCUGGCAAUGCAGAAGCAAAAUGCUGCUGAUUUGCUGGUAGAAAUGGGGACAAAAGAGGCCAAGAUGAAGUUGAACGGUGAAGCUUGUAUUGAAAUUGAAGAGGGACAAUGUAUUUCCUCUUAUAAUUCGAAUUGA